AAUCCGCAAUCCCAGCCGGUUGUCCAGGAUAGCGCCCCUAGCGGCCCUAAGCAGAGCAACGUCUUCGCGUAUUUGCCUGCUCUAUGCUAACGGUGUCUUGAGGCUGUUGCACAUUUAUCUACUCGCCGAAUGUCAAGCCAGUCUAGUAGCGUUCGCGGCCGACUCAUAUUGCUCGUAUAGACUAGUAGCGCCGGUCAGUGCUCCGUGCCUGAAGGGGCAAUGCGCGGAUUGUGUCUUGCGUCGAUCAUCCUUGCGCUUAGCGCUACGUUGAGCAGUGUAGCAGCGGAUGAGAGCGUAGAAGAGACUCUGUAUGGUGUCAAGUAUGCGUCCAGGUGCGAAGCGUGCAAGUACCUCGCCGUGGAGCUGGAAGCACGUCUCGGGGAGACUGGCAAAACGCACGAUGUCAUCGAGACCGGAUACACCCUAGACGGCGGGCGCAAACGCAAGAAGUAUGCGGUUUCUGAACUACGAUUAGUGGAGUCGCUAGACGGCGUGUGUGACCGGCUGCUCGAGUACAAUAUUCACAAGGAACGCAAGGAUAGCACGCGCUUCGCCAAAGGAACGAGCACUACGUUCCGAACGCUGCAUGGCCUAGUCGCCAAGGGCGUCAAGGUGGACUUGGGCAUCCCGUACGAGCUCUGGGACAGCCCUUCGGCCGAGGUGACGCAGCUCAAGAGCCAGUGCGAGGCCCUGCUCGAGCAGUACGAGACCGACAUCGAGCGAUGGUACUUCGGCAGUCAGGAGGAGCCACUCGCCACCUACCUGUGCCGCCAGCGCGUGCUACGCAAAGGCGACGCCAACUGCCUGGACGACUCAUUUCCUGCCAGCCGUAAGACCGAGCUAUGAGAUGCUACUACACCCUAAGCGGCGACUCUGAUGAAGCCGCUCUUACAUGUUGUUCGUCCGAGUCAACGGAAUAUGUGGUGUGCACAAAUACUUCAUAAGUCAAGCGGCAAGUGUGACCUCUUACGUUUGUCCUCGUCUACUGUUUCCUGCUCGUGUGGACCAACAAGCACAAAUACCUAUUUAACACAAAUGAAUGAAGCCUUGCUAUUAUUUUCUACACAACAUGAAACUUUGGCUACACUCUGCAAUAGAACAAUGCGUUCUGGUGUUGGGUUUGUGCUGCUGCUGACCAAACUAACCUUGCAGACUGCCAGUGCGGUUGUAUAACCAUACCAGACGCGCAGCACACAACAUUGUUGUCUAGUCAAACAAGAAAGCACCUGUAUAUGAAAAACUUGGAGCCCUUUCACAUAGUGCUUAUUAUCAGCGCUUCAAUUGAGUGCUGGGCACACCCUCUCCAAAGUGCAAAACAUAUUCCCAACGUAAGUGAGCAAGGGGAUAGAGGACAUUGUCAAGAGUCAUACUGCUUUGUCUAAACCAGCAGAGGAGACACACAUUAGCCCCAGGAGGAGCUUUGCUUCCACAUGAUUGUCAAAAGCAAGAGUGCAGUGUGAAGAACUGGUCAUGGAUUUAUGGUUUGGAAGCGAGUUCUGUACAAGCUUUUGCAGUUCCUGGUAGCAUUGCAUCGGUGUGUGGCUUUGAGUACUUUUGUCAUGGUUCUGUGGUAAUAAUAAUAAUGGCAGCAGGGUAUCAGAUUCAUUGGGAGCAGGGCGAUCAACUGGAGCAAAUUGAUGUAACGACAGUAUGAAUAUUCUAGUGGGUAUAGUGAAUAGGUGCCAAAAAUUUUGGGCGAUAGUUAGUUGCAGUUGCGGGGCUUUGCUUACUUAAUUACUGGCUAGCAGGACAGCACAGUUACACCAACUGUCUUGAUUUAUGUGCAUCUAGGGCAGUGCUCAGCUCAUUUUACUAGGAUGUUAGCAGACAGGUUUCAUUUAAAAAUCUAAAAGCAGCAGUUUUGCUAUGAAAAGCACCCAUGAUAGGGUGAAAUAAGAAGGCACAUUCAUUGUAGGGCAGUUGCUACAUGGUCCCUCAACAUACGCUGCAGCUUGGCUGUGCCAUGCCAAAAGGUGCAUGUAGUAGUAUACAAUUGGCAUGUGCGUGUGUGGUUUCUUUUCUACAACACACUGCAUCAUAACUAGCACUCUACUGCAGCAAAUUAAAUGCAUUCACCUGUAUGACAUGGUCAGCUGUCCUGACCAUGGGCCUGUGUCACUGUGCAAAUCUAGUCGACAGAACAGUGGCCUCGAUGGAAAACAUUUUAGUGAGGGCAUGGCUGUAUCUUGACCAUGUGCUGUUCUUAGGUGCUUAGCUCCUCUCAGAGAAUCUUGGCUUGCCACAGGUAAUCCGCACUUCACCAUCUUUCUCUGAGUAUCCCACACUUCUACUUUGGAGCAUCGAUAGGCAAGUUGUCCCUACUCCUUUCUGUACCUCAAAACACAGCCGAGGCCAAUCAUUCAGUCACUGGUUCGUGAACAAACCGCAUGACAUCACCACCGCACCUGUAAGUUGAAUCUAGCAUUGCCAGCUAUGCUAUUGACAGAGGCACAUGCAUUAGUACACCACAAUUUAAAUCGGUCUGAUUUCUGUGCCUUAAUUUUAGGCAAGAAAUCGUGAUGUUAUUGAAGAGGCUAUAAAGUAGCAUACUCAACUCUACCUAUGUGUGUGUGUACACACACACAUACAUUUUUGCAUGCUCAACUGAAAAUACAACUUCCAAGGAAGGUACUCCCCAUCUGUGCACUACUGAAUGUAUGUGCGCAUUUUCAAUGCUUUACUGGCUUGUGACCUUGCACAAUAAACCUUAUUUACAAUAGAGUUAUGAUAAAAUUGAAAUGUUUGUUAAAAGCAGUGAUAUCAAUGCUUGAAAUGGACCUGUAGGGUGCCAGCAAAGACAUUUUUCAAGAUGUCAAAACUAUGUUUUUAGUGACAAUGUGUGUGAUAAUAAGUCAACCCAAAUGAAAAUCACGGAAGCAGUUUUGUCUUUGCAAGCAAUACACUGUCUUUGGCACACCUCAUGCAUCUUUUUCUAGUGCACUCAGAAUUCUGGCAUUUCACCUGUAAUUUUCACAUUACACGCCCUCCCUGUAAACAGAUUGUGUGCAUUAAACGAGUUCUCGCUUGGUGGUGCUAAAAUUG
Messenger RNA from Dermacentor albipictus, 3042 nucleotides. RefSeq names its product protein canopy b (gene CNPYb). The record is from RefSeq and is a predicted model, not a curated record. NCBI's taxonomy places the organism in Eukaryota, Metazoa, Arthropoda, Arachnida, Ixodida, Ixodidae.